UUAGCAUCAAGGGGAGAGAGUCAUGUGGAGCUGGAAGAGCUCAUUUUGAAGAGAGGGGGCCCGGGAAGUACCCUCCAAGUCCCAGAGGCGCCGCGGUCACCCCGCGGGGCCCUGCCCAGACUUGCUGGAAGAAAUAAGUCUCGUGCCUAGUUAGUCGGUCCCCGUCACAGGAAGAGACGCCUUUGCAGCGGGUUGCAUUGCUUCUGGGCUGCCAGAAUUCCCCGCCGGAAAACUCGGUGGUGCGAACUUUGCCUCCUGCUACCGGGUUGCCGAGCUGAGCCGAGCCGAGCCGAGCCGGGCUGGGAAAGUUUCUGGACCUGUCAGCCGCGCGGCCCGUCGCCACCGAGAGCCGAGGUGCGGGCGCCUGCCGGGGGCCCCCGCCGGGUCGGAGGCCGGGGCCGCUUGGGAUGCGGCGCGGAGGCGCGACUCGGUGGUGACGCGGCGGGCGGGGACCGGCGCCGGGGACCGGGCGCGCACGGCUGCGGGGCCAGGGCGCCCCGGGGACCCGGCCAUGGAGGAGGACGCGGGAGCCGCCGGCGCGGCGCCCGAGCCCGAAGCCGAGCCCGCGCCGGAGCCUGAGGCGGGCGCUGGUCUGUCCGAGGCGUUCUCCCGGCUCUGGACCGACGUGAUGGGCAUCCUGGACGGCUCCCUGGGAAACAUCGAUGACCUGGCGCAACAGUAUGCAGAUUAUUACAAUACGUGUUUCUCCGACGUGUGCGAGAGGAUGGAGGAGCUGCGGAAACGGCGGGUUUCCCAGGACCUGGAUGUGGAGAAACCCGAAGCCAGCCCAACGUCACUUCAGCUGCGGUCCCAGAUCGAAGAGUCACUGGGCUUCAGUAGCACCGUGUCAACACCAGAAGUGGAAAGAAAGAAUCCUCUUCAUAAGUCGCACUCGGAAGACAGCUCUGUGGGAAAAGGAGAUUGGAAGAAGAAAAAUAAGUAUUUCUGGCAGAACUUCCGAAAGAAUCAGAAAGGAAUAAUGAGACAGACUUCAAAAGGAGAAGAUGUGGGUUAUGUUGCCAGCGAGAUAACGAUGAGCGAUGAGGAACGGAUUCAGCUGAUGAUGAUGGUCAAGGAAAAGAUGAUCAGCAUCGAAGAAGCGCUUGCUAGGCUCAAGGAGUAUGAGGCCCAGCACCGGCAGUCAGCUGCCUUGGACCCUGCUGACUGGCCAGACGGUUCUUACCCACCAUUCGAGGGCUCAUCAAACUGCAAUUCAAGAGAACAGUCGGAUGAUGAGACGGAAGAGUCGGUGAAGUUUAAGAGGUUACACAAGCUGGUAAACUCCACUCGCAGAGUGAGAAAGAAACUAAUCAGGGUGGAAGAAAUGAAGAAGCCCAGCCCUGAAGGCGGGGAGGAACAGGUGUUUGAGAAUUCCCCGGUCCCGGAUGAAAGGUCUGCCCUGUACUCUGGAGUGCACAAGAAGCCAUUUUUCUUCGAUGCCUCUCCUGAGAAACCUCCAGAAGAUGAUUCAGACUCUCUCACCACUUCUCCAUCAUCCAGCAGCCUGGACACCUGGGGUGCCGGCCGGAAGCUGGUCAAAACCUUCAGCAAAGGAGAGAGCCGGGGCCUGAUCAAGCCCCCCAAGAAGAUGGGGACGUUCUUCUCCUACCCGGAAGACGACAAGGCCCAGAAGGUGUCCCGCUCCCUCACCGAGGGGGAGAUGAAGAAGGGUCUCGGGUCCCUGAGCCACGGGAGAACCUGCAGUUUUGGAGGAUUUGACUUGACAAAUCGUUCUCUGCACAUUGGCAGUAAUAAUUCUGACCCAUUGGGUAAAGAAGGAGAUUUUGUGUAUAAAGAAGUAAUCAAAUCACCUACCGCCUCUCGAAUCUCUCUUGGAAAAAAGGUGAAAUCAGUGAAAGAGACAAUGAGGAAGAGAAUGUCUAAAAAAUACAGCAGCUCUGUCUCUGAGCAGGAUUCAGGCCUUGAUGGAAUGCCGGGCUCGCCUCCGUCCUCUCAGCCUGACAGCGAACACAUGGACAAGCCCAAGCUCAAAGCCGGAGGUUCUGUGGAGAGUCUGCGGAGUUCUCUGAGCGGUCAAAGCUCAAUGAGUGGUCAAACAGUGAGCACCACCGAUUCCUCGACCAGCAACAGGGAGAGUGUUAAGUCGGAAGACGGUGAUGACGAGGAGCCCCCGUACCGGGGCCCAUUCUGUGGGCGCGCCAGGGUGCACACCGACUUCACGCCCAGCCCCUAUGACACAGACUCACUCAAGCUCAAGAAAGGAGACAUCAUUGACAUAAUCAGCAAACCCCCCAUGGGCACCUGGAUGGGCCUGCUGAACAACAAGGUGGGCACAUUCAAAUUCAUCUACGUGGACGUGCUCAACGAGGAAGAGGAGAAGCCCAAGCGCCCCACCAGGAGGAGGAGGAAAGGAAGACCGCCCCAGCCCAAGUCAGUGGAGGAUCUCCUGGAUCGCAUCAACCUCAAAGAGCACAUGCCCACUUUCCUGUUCAAUGGAUAUGAAGACUUGGACACCUUUAAGCUCCUGGAGGAGGAAGAUUUGGACGAGUUAAAUAUCCGGGACCCAGAGCACAGAGCUGUUCUCUUGACAGCCGUGGAGCUGUUACAGGAAUAUGACAGUAACAGCGACCAGUCCGGAUCCCAGGAGAAGCUGCUUGUUGACAGCCAGGGCUUGAGUGGAUGCUCUCCACGAGACUCGGGAUGCUAUGAAAGCAGCGAGAACUUGGAAAACGGCAAGUCUCGGAAAACCAGCCCCUCUGCCAGAUCUUCAGCCGAGUCCAGCGUGAAGUCUUUCAACAGGAAUCACCUGGGCAGCUACCCAACCUUGCCUCUAACGAAGCCAGUAGACGCGCUGAAGCCGGGAGGGGAGGGGAGGCUGGGCAGUGGUCUCACCCCUCACACCUCCAAGCACUGUGAUCCCCCGUGUGUGACCGACUUGAAUAAAAACCGAAGGAGCCUCCCCGUUUCCAUCUGCCGGAGCUGUGAGACCCUAGAGGGCCCCCAGACCGUGGAGACUUGGCCCCGAUCCCACUCCUUGGACGACCUUCAAGGAGAACCUGAAAAAGAUGUGCCUGGUGAGGUGACAGAACCUUCCCCUCAGAUUGUACCCAAAGUGCCACAAAAGACAGCGCCCUCCAUCACAAAGGUUCAAAGCCCCAACCUGGAUUCUGCUGUUGACAAUGCACUGCUACUGACCCAAAGCAAGAGAUUUUCUGAACCUCAGAAAACGACUACUAAGAAACUGGAUGGCCCGAUGGCUGCCUUUUCACAGGGCACGUCCCCUCCUCAGUGUUUACCCAAAACCUAUGACACCCAACCGCCCGCCGUUAAACACGGUUUAACAAGGACGCCUCUUGAGGGUCACAGGAAAGGACUCGAUUUCGAAGGGACACAUCACCCCCCGGGCACCAAAGAAGGUGUGGAUGCUGAGCAGAGGGGCCCCGAGGCCAGAUCGCAGGCCAGACCUCCCGCCCAGCCUCCCCCCGUCCCCGCCAAGAAGAGCAGGGAGCGCCUCGCCAACGGGCUGCCUCCUGUCCCUCCCGGCCCGCCCAGCGCCCCUGGCCCCGAUGCACCCAGCCUGCCCCUUAAAAAGGGCAGCCCCGGCGGCCCCAGCGACUGUCCCCCGCCGCCAGUGGCCAGGCCUCCCCCAGUGCCGGAGCCGGGCAGCCCGCCGAGCGCCAGGCCUCCACCCUGGCUGUCGGAGCUGCCUGAGAGUGCCAGCCUCCAGGAGCACGGCGUGCGGCUUGGCCCUGCCCUGGCCAGGAAGGUCUCCUGCACCCGCGGGGUGGACCUGGAGAUGCUCACCGAGAAGAAGCUGCGGGCCGAAGGCAUCGAUCUCACCGAGGAGCCCUAUUCCGAUAAGCACGGCCGCUGUGGGAUUCCUGAGGCCCUGGUACAGAGAUAUGCGGAAGACUUAGAUCAGCCCGAGAGGGACGUUGCCACCAACAUGGACCAGAUCCGCGUGAAGCUGCUUCGGAAGCAGCACCGCAUGGCGAUCCCAAGCGGUGGACUCACAGAAAUCUGUAGGAAGCCCCUAUCUCCCGGAUGCGUUUCAUCCGUGUCGGAUUGGCUGGUUUCCAUCGGUCUACCCAUGUACGCCAGUGCCCUCACUGAAGCGGGCUUCAGCACGCUGGGCCAAGUGCCUUCUCUGUCCCACACUUGCCUUCAGGAGGCUGGCAUCACAGAGGAGAGACACAUAAGUAAGCUCGUGUCUGCAGCCAGACUCUUCAAACUGCCACCAGGCCCCGAGGCCAUGUAGUCAGGCCCGAAAUGGACCUCCCUGGACAAGAACCACCCAUUCACUGUGUUUAUGAUGCUGAUGCAAUUCCUCCUUGGCUGGACAUGCAGACCAGACCCAGAAGAAAGGCCCAGUGUGUGGCCAGCAGAACUCGGAAUCUUGGCACGGGACUCUCUUCUCCAGAAAAGCCCCCUCCAGGAAAUUGGUGUGGUUCUCUUUGACCCCCAAAGAAAAGACAAGCACUUAUUUUUGUUUUCAGGACACAAUAGAACAAAGAUGCCAACUUGCCACAAAUGCUCUGCCUGCAGUCUGUCUUGGUGCACUGGGUGAGGGCAGGGGGCAGAGGGAGGGGCAGCCUGUCCUGUUUAUAAGCGUGCUUCUAGCCCUUCUGUCUGUCACCCUGCAGGGUUCCCGAGGCCUAGAUGGGCUUUAGCCAGGCCAAAGUAACAGACUCGGGAGUGAUUGUACACUAUUGACCAGGCUCAUUUGUUCAAAAAUAAGAAAAUCUGGCUGCACUAGGAAAAAAAAAAGCCCUAUUCUCCUUUAGAUAAACAAGAGACAUUUUAAUAAUUGCUUUCUAGCAAUCAGCUUUUAUUUGCCUUAAUGUAAGCUUUUAAGCAGUUAUCUAACUUAGUGUUCACUACCAUGUAACCAUAGCUCCAAAUCUUCAUCUUAGACUGCCAUCUAACGGAUCUGGGAUGUUUCCAGCAGAAAUGGGCUUUUCUAAUUGUCUCUCUCUAACAUGGCUUAUUUUAUAGGGGUGUUUAUCAGGCCAAAUUUCAUGUUGACUUUCAGUUUUUAAACUAACUACAAAUCUGGUAAAAGGCGCUCUUAAAUUCACAAAGAUAUCACGUGUGAGAGUAUAUGUGUGUGUUUGAGGUUACGAUCUUUCAUUUUAAUCAGUUUAGUGUUGUUACCACGUUGGUCAUUGUGCUGCAGUAUUGACUUGGAAUCUUGACUGUGUCCAUUCCAAAAUUCAGUCAUUAGCUAACAGAUCACCUUUGCAAAAGGUCAUUGUAAGUUGAACAUUUAAGGAGGUUGUUUUUUAAAAGGGAAGUAGUUUAUAAGAUAUUUUAAAAGUUUUUUUUUUGGUUUUAUAAUUAAAAUACUAUCUUCCAUCUUUUCUUAUUUAGAUAAUUCACUUAAAUAUAAUAAAGGUUCAUUUUGGAGCCAAGCUACAUUGGCCAUGUAUUAAGUAGUUGCAUAUUUUCAGUUGUCUUCUGACCGAUUUCAGCAUUCUCUUUUAGUCUAGUGGCUGAUUCCCUAGCAAACAGAAAUUAUUGUUUCCAAUUGCUUACAAAGUGAUUUUCCUUUACAUUCUUAUCGUGAACCCUAUUUUAAGCACUGGGUGUGAUCAUUUACAAUAGAAAUGUUUGGAGCCUUGAUUUAAAAGUUCUGUAAUAUUUCAUCUACUCAUUAAAACAGAUGAUAUCCCUCAGGGGAGGGAGGAAAAAGGUGAUUUCAUUAAUUACAAAACCAUUUUACCAUUUGCUUUAUAUAUCUGGAUCCGUUUCUGAGGAAAAGGACAUUCUCAGGUGACAUAUUUUUUUCAUGCUUUUGGUAUGCAUUUGAAAGAAUAAUAUAUAUUUCUUCAAUAAUAGUCACCUUCUAUAAGAUGCCAUGUAAGAAGUUGUGGAAAUGUAGAAAAAAAGCUAAAGUUGCCAAAUUUCUGUUGAACUCUUCAAAACAGCCCAUUUUUGUCAUCUGGGGUAUGACAUUCCUGUGGGCUGUGACAUUCCAUUUAGAAGGUAAUGAGGCUGCAGGGCUCUCCUAUGUCACUGGAAGGAAUUUCAGGUGUGUGGUGAGGUAGGCACUGUAAAACGGGCUCCUCGCCCUGCGUUUUCAGUCCCUCAGCAUGACAUCCGAGAGCGCCUGCUCAUAGCUUAAGCUGAGCUAAAAGACCACGCAUAAAGUCAGGUAAUAGGUAACAAAGGAGAAGGGGAAAGUGUUAGUUCAUUUUCACGGUAAGAUUUUCACUUAAUGUCAAAGUGGUAUCAGAAAAGGGAGCCUUCUGAAUAUGAGUUUCCGAGAAUGCCAAACUGUAUCUUUUUCAUUCUUCUUUGGAAAUCAUUGCCUUUGCAUAGAAGUGAAAUUCAGGGACCAUGAAUCAUUUUCAGUGGGAAGGGCUUCCUAGUCUGUGGGAUCUGAGGUUAUUUUUACUUUAUUGUGCUUUUUAAAAAAGAAAUUUUUGUUUUUGUUUUUUUUUUACUUUUAGUAUUCGUUUGGUCUUCUUUUGCUUUAAACUUUUAAUUUGAUCUUAGAAAAGCCUGAAUGUGUGUGUGUGAUGUUUGACCGAGGUGGUUUGGGGCCUCCUGUGGAUACCAGAAGGCAGGUGGUCAGCUUCAGC
This is a messenger RNA of Lagenorhynchus albirostris (white-beaked dolphin), 6545 nucleotides long. It is a transcript of the gene SASH1, whose product is annotated as SAM and SH3 domain containing 1. The coding region runs from base 512 to 4219 and encodes 1235 amino acids. The transcript is spliced from 20 exons. Gene Ontology annotation, molecular function: protein binding. Lineage: Eukaryota; Metazoa; Chordata; Mammalia; Artiodactyla; Delphinidae. The record is from RefSeq and is a predicted model, not a curated record.